GACGUGCGUUCGGCGGGAUUCACGUUCAAUCACGAGCUCAUUUCAUUUGUACACUUACACAUUUUAUUUCAAACUCAUAAAUUAAAUUUAAAAUUUAAUUUCACGUAUUAUCGAGUAAUCGAAUCAACAUUAAGUUAAAUAAUUUAAAUAUAAAAAAAGUAUAAGUAAAUUUAACUUGUGAACGUAAAGGUGAAAUUUUUUACGGAGACAAUAGGGUAACGAAGCCACGACCUGAUGCCAGGUAAAAAGAGUCCACAGGGUUGCCAGGUCUUAUGUUUGACUGUAUUCCAGGUGAACGUGUGUUUAAAGCCCAGUGCAGUAUUUUAUUAUAAAAUUAAUCAGUGAGUGUUUAAAUAAUUGUAAUUUAAAUUCAAAUUUGAAUUAUUGAUUGCGAUCAGUAUUUGAAAAUUUAUAUAAAAAGUGAAAGUUUAUUUGUUUAUAAAAAAGUAAUAUCGCGUUGAGUAAUUUAAUGAUUUUAAAAACUGAUUGUCAAUAUGGCAAAUGAUGAUAAUGACAUACUGAUUACUAUUUAAUUACAUUACGGUAAUAAUAGAUAAUGUAAUAAAAAUAUUUAUUUGUGUCAUGAACGUCAAUUUGAUAUUUCCCGGAUGGAGAGCGAGGAAGAAAUGCUAUUAUUUUAUUUAAAAAUAACAAUUAAUUAUUUAAAUAAUUAACAAGUUAAAUUCAAAAAAUGAAGACGCGUAAGUUAAUGAGAGACAGGUGAUUAUAAUUAUUAUUAUUAUUUUUUAUUUACCUUGGAAACUAUUUCCUCGGCGACGAUUUCUAGUGCAUUGUUUAUCUAAUGAUUUAGUUUUAUUUACGUCACAAGAGACUUUAAAUAUUUAUUAUGUAUUAUUAUUAUUAUCAUUGUUUUAAUGUUGGUAUAUAAAAAAAUCUAAGACUUCUUUAUAUAAUUCCUGGUUAGAUUGUUGGGAUUGUGUUUAUUGUGAUAAGUUGCAAAAGGAAGUAGAGAUUGUGGACAAUGAAGAGAACUCGGUGGAACCGUUUCAACGUGUGAAAGUUCGGGAGUUCGUUUAUUGUUUAUCUGUAAAACAAACACUAAUUAUUUAUGAAUUAUUGGUAUUAUUUAAUAGUGUUAGGAUCAUUUAUAUGACUGGAUUUAUUUGUUUAUUACAAAGGAAGUGGAUUUUUUAAAGAUGACUGGGAGGUCGUCUGGAGGACGAGUACGGAGACUCGUUAUUCUUUUUACGAUUUAUAUUCUUCUCAAUACUGAUAAUGCAUCCGGUGCUGCUGAAUCCUUACAAGAGCCAAGAUUUACCACACAACCAUCUGGUAUAAGCAACAUAUUGAUAGAAAAUAGAACAAAAAUACUUCAAUGUCAAGCACGAGGAUAUCCUCCACCAAAAUACAGGUGGUUCAAAGACGGUGUCGCGCUGAGCAAUGAAUUUACAUCAGAGUCAUUUUGGCGGAUCCAGAACGCAAAUAAAAAAGAUGCUGGAGUUUAUUACUGCGUUGCUAGCAAUGAAGUCGGUUCAAUUUUCAGUGAACGUGUUACUUUCUCAGUUGCAUAUAUGGGAGUAUUUAAAGACCAGACAGAAAAGGUAAUAAGUGUAGGGUACGGCGAAGCAGCUAUUUUAGAGUUACCACCUAUCGAGAGUCAUCCAACACCCGACGUCACCUGGUCAACGCCAGACGGACCAGUACCUUAUGGUAUUAAUUAUGCAACGAGUCAGCGUAGGCUUCUCAUCUUGAAUGCCGGCGACAAUGACGAAGACUUGUAUAGAGCUCGGGCUAUGAACACACAAAUAGGCAAAGAGGAGUACAGUCCAUACUUUAAGCUUGAAGUAAUUGGCGAUCCAAAUGUUGAAGUUGCGCCUUCCAUUAUUAUCGCUCCAAAUGACACACAAAUUGCUAAAGACCAACCAGUAACUUAUCUUGACUGUAUUGCAAAUGCACGUUCAUUACACGAGUUAAGAGUUCUCUGGACAAAAGACGGCGUACCAAUUGAAAACGCCCAUAUCUCAUACAGCUUCAAUGACUUGUGGAACCGGACACUGGAACUUAUCUCUGCUAAUUUAACAUACACUGGAGUCUACACAUGUCAUGUUACACUUCGCAGCGGCGGAUAUCCGAUGAUAAAUGCCAGUGCUCGGGUUGAUGUUUUUGAGAAGCCCACGUUUGUUAAUGAAUUAAAACGCGAGACUCACGGUGAUUAUGGAUCAACUGUUUUGAUUCCCUGUGAAGUUGUUGGUGUCCCUAUGCCUAAAAUAAGUUGGUACCAUAAUGCGGAACCAGUUGAUUCUUUUCUUGGGACCAAGUUUGAUAUUAAAGAAGAUGGUACGUUGGUUAUCAAGAGACUGACGAUGAGUUACGCGGGAAUGUUUCAGUGUUUAGCUUCGAAUGAUGCGGGUGAAUCUUCUAGUUACACGUGGCUUAAAGUCAAGACAGGCAAAAGAUCCGGCAUGAACUUGUUGAAGAGAGUGGCCCGAUGGGCUGCAGGCUAUCGAGUAGUCAGGGUACGACAAUCCGACCGGCGCUUUGAAUUCAGUCAGUAUCCAGAGACUUCAAUCCCGAUUAUGGAGACCAGCCCGCGAAAUUUGACGGUUUUGGAUGGAAAAGACGCGACGAUAGUUUGCCGAGCUGUUGGAGCACCGAUUCCUAAUACGACGUGGAUUUUUAAUGAUACGAUACCAGUGGAGAUAGCCGGCCGUGUUCAACUGCUUGACACUGGGGACCUUUCAAUCGCGGCCGUGAAUUUAAACGACGCAGGAAAAUAUACUUGUAUUCGUUCGAAUGAUGCGGGCUCCGUCAACGGAUCAGGUUAUCUGUCAGUGCACGUCCGGACUCAAAUAAUCCGUCCCCCAAGUGACACAUCAGUGCUUCUGGGACAUACAGCAAAGCUUGAAUGCAAAGUAUCCAACGACCCAAGUGUCCCUUAUGACAUCGACUGGUUUUACAAUGCGCAGUUGAUAAAUCGAGCGAGUUCUCGGGUAAAAAUGCGUCAUGACGGUACUCUGGAGAUCGGCGCAGUCCGCGCAUCUGAUGUGGGCGAGUACACAUGUACUGUUAUCUCUCCAGGUGGUAAUGAGACCCGCAGUGCACGUCUCAGUGUAAUUGAAUUACCAUUCGCUCCAAUAAAUGUAGUCGCUGAACGUGUCGAAAGUAUUUCCCCGCGAUCUGUCAAUAUCAGCUGGGUGCCGGGUUUCGACGGCAACAGCGAGAUAAAAAAGUUCGUCGUCGAACGUCGUGUGGUACCAGAAACUGGACCCAUAGCUGAUUCACUGUCCAACUGGGUCGUGGAAAAUGACAACGUGUCUUCCCAAGUACGCUGGUGUCUUCUCGAAGAUUUAAAAGCCGCAGCUGCUUAUCAAUUCCGCGUGACUGCUGUCAAUCUAGUAGGCGAAGGACCUCCUUCUGAGCCGAGCAACGUCGUCAUACUUCCGCAAGAGCCACCAUCAGGACCACCCGUUGGAUUCGUCGGCUCAGCAAGAUCUGAUUCUGAAAUCAUCACUCAGUGGCAGCCGCCUUUGGACGAGCACUGCAAUGGGCACAUUCUGGGUUACAUUUUAAGAUACCGUCUCCAUGGUUACUACAACCAAAGCCCGUGGAUUAUACAGAACAUUACUAAUGAAGCACAAAAAAAUUAUUUGCUAUCAGACUUGAUAACUUGGAAAGAUUAUCUGGUACAAGUUGCCGCGUAUAAUGACAAAGGUGUCGGUGUAUUUACUGAUGGACUGAUUAUCAAGACGAGAGAAGGAGUUCCUGAAGCACCACCAACUAAUGUGCGAGUGAAAGCCAUCAACUCAACGGCGGUCCAGGUCUGGUGGAAGCCACCAAACCCACAGAAAAUAAACGGAAUCAAUCAGGGAUACAAAAUCCAAGCAUGGACUCGCGGAAAUUUAACUGAAGACAAUGAAUACAAGUCUAUCAAAGUACCGCCGAGUUUAUUUGACCCGCUCGCUGAACAGUCAGCUAUCAUAAGUGGGUUAAAAAAAUACACAAAAUAUAAUAUUACGGUUCUUUGUUUCACUGAUCCAGGUGAUGGGCAAAGGAGUAACCCCAUUGAAGUACGAACUAGUGAAGAUGUACCAGACGAAGUUGAAAAUUUACAAUUUGAUGACAUAAGCGAUCGUGCGCUGACAGUUAAGUGGAGUCCGCCGAGCGAAAUAAACGGCGUACUGACGAAUUACCAGCUAAAGUACAUGAUCAAAGAUUUGUCAGAGUCAUUGCGUGUUUUAAAUUUUUCCGCGGAUACGUUGUCUAGUAAAGUCGAACAGCUUCAACCAACAACGCAUUAUAAAUUCGAAGUAAUCGCCUGGACGUCAAAAGGCCCUGGAAAAUCACGAGUUGCUACUAUUCAGUCGGGCGUUGAACCAGUUCUUCCAGAACCACCUUCAAAAUUAGCUCUAUCUAAUAUAGAUGCAUUUUCAGUUGUUCUCCAGUUCACACCGGGUUUCGACGGCAACUCCUCGAUAAUCAAGUGGACCGUUCAAGCGCAAACAAAACGCAAUACCACAUGGUACAACAUUUAUGAAGUUUCAGAUCCGGAUGCCAGCACAAUUACUGUCAGUGGAUUGACUCCAUUCAUGCAAUACAAACUGCGUUUGAUUGCUAAUAAUGUCGUCGGUGCUUCUAAACCUUCUGAACCAACAAAAGAAUUCCAAACUAUUCAAGCUCCACCUUCGCAUCCACCAAUGAAUGUCACAGUCCGCGCGAUGAGUGCUACUGAACUCCGUGUACGCUGGAUUCCUCUUCAGCAGCUUGAAUGGUACGGCAACCCACGAGGUUACAAUGUGACGUACACCGAAGUGAGGACUAACAAGUCUCAAAGUAUCACCAUUGAAGACCACACUGCCAAUUCCUACGUCUUGGAAAACAUGGAAGAGUUCGCGCUCUACGAAAUUGUAAUGCAGGCAUACAAUGACGUUGGCUUUUCUUCGCCAAGUCCGAAAGCUAUUGAGAGAACUCGUGAGUCUGUGCCGUCAGUAGGGCCGUCGAAUGUUGAAGCCAAUGCUACGUCGUCGACAACAAUUCUAGUUAAAUGGGGCGAAGUUCCGGUAGAACAUCAGAAUGGGCAAAUAGAAGGCUACAAAGUUUACUACAGCGCAAAUGGUCGCUCCUCAUUCCAGUAUAGAAACAUUCCGAAGAAUACUACAUUCACUACGACCCUUACAGAGCUGAAGAAGUUUGUUCAGUACCAUAUCCACGUGCUAGCUUACACGAGACUCGGCGACGGAGCGCUAAGUACUCCGCCAGUUCGUGUCCAGACAUUUGAAGACGUACCGGGACCUCCAUCAAAUGUCUCGCUUCCUGAUGUGAGUUUUUCUAGCGCCCGUAUUAUUUGGGACACGCCUGAGGAUCCGAAUGGAGAGAUUCUGGGCUACAAAGUCAUGUAUUAUUUGAACAACAGCCAGGAGAGACAGUUCUCGAAAGAGGUUGAAGCAGAAGCGCGUACAUUUACUGCUACUGGUUUGGAAUCUGAGAAGCAUUACAUGUUCCUAGUAACUGCGCAAACGAGAUUGGGCUGGGGAAAAACGGCUUUUGCGUUGGUGCUAACGACAAAUAAUCGCGAAAGACCGCAACCUCCAUCCACACCUCAAAUUAGCAGGUCCCAGGUCCAGAGCAGACAGAUAACGUUCUCUUGGACACCGGGAACUGAUGGAUCGGCGCCUCUGCGCUAUUACACAGUACAAAAAUCAGAGAAUGCUGGAGCUUUUCAAGUUAUUCCUGAGCGCGUGGAUCCAUCUCUCACGUCUUACACAGCAAAUAAUUUGAAACCAUUUACAUUUUACCAGUUUCGUAUACAAGCGACCAAUGACAUUGGCCCGUCAGACUGGAGCGACGAGUCUGCGCAAGUACAAACACUUCCUGCAGCUCCGUCGCGUGGUGUUACGGGUCUCAAAGUCGUCCCCAUCACUACGACAAGUAUCGAAGUUCACUGGGAUAUGAUUGAAGAAAUUCACUGGAGUGGAGAUCACACUACUGGAGGCUACCGAGUCGUUUAUCAACCGGUUUCUGAUUUUCCUACGGCACUUGAAGCGACGCCAAAGCAGGAAAUAAUCGGUAUCAAUCAGACUAAAAUGAUUCUGAGUGAUUUAAUGGAGGACAGAAAUUAUGAAAUUGUCGUACUGCCAUUUAAUUCCGAAGGAGACGGACCUCCAAGUCCACCAGUUACCGUUUACGUCGGCGAAGCCGUACCGACUGGUGAACCUCAAGGUCUUAAAGCAGAGCCUAUUUCCUCGACAGAAGUAUUUUUAAAAUGGAAACCGCCUCAAGCGCACAUGCAAAACGGCGACUUACUUGGCUACAAAAUAUUUUACCUGGUCACUGACUCACCUCAAGUACUAGACAAAAAACAAGAAGAAGAAAUCGAAGUUGUACCCGCGACCUCUCUGCAACACAGCCUAGUUUUUCUGGACAAAUACACUGAGUACAAAGUCCAAGUAUUGGCAUUCAAUCCCGCUGGUGAUGGCCCACGUUCGCCUUCGAUUACUGUUCGUACGAAGCAAGACCUGCCCGGACCACCUAGCAAUCUCCAGUUCACUGAAAUCACCAUGACGAGUAUGCGCGUAACUUGGGAUCCGCCUAAGCUACGCAAUGGAGAAAUCGUCGGCUAUGUCGUUACUUAUGAAACCGCUGAACAAAAUGACAAAUUUAGCAAACAAGUCAAGCAAAAAGUAACGGAAACAAGUCUUCUGAUUCAGCCUCUAGAAGAGGAAGUCACGUAUACUUUUACAGUACGGGCUCUGACAAUAGAUUUUGGUCCUCCAGUAUCAGGGAAUGUUACAACCGGUCCUCAAGAAGGCUCUCCAAUGAUUCCAACAAAUCUCUCCGUCACCAAAACUGUCUCCUAUGUCCAUUUAAAAUGGAAGAAUGGCGCGUCUGGCAAAGGACCUAUUCUUGGUUACUACAUUGAAACUCGCAGAAAAGAUGACUCCCGGUGGCAGACGAUUGCGAAGAGCGACAACGGGCCGCUUGAUGAAUUUACGAUAUCUUAUCAAAAUCUUUUGCCAUCGACUGCGUACCUCUUCCGUGUAAUUUCUUACAACCGUUACGGUAUCAGCUACCCCGCUUAUUCAACGGAAACAAUUUUAACCCCGUCGAAAUUAUACUUGGAGUACGCGUACCUUCAGCACCGUCCAUUUUACCGGCAGACCUGGUUCAUGGUGACACUUGCCGCGACGUCAAUAGUAAUUAUCAUCAUGGUCGUUGCUAUUUUGUGCGUGAAAAGCAAGAGCUAUAAAUACAAACAGGAAGCACAGAAGACUCUAGAAGAAUCCAUGGCAAUGGACAUUGACGACCGUCAGGAAUCUGAUCUGUCACUUUACCGCACGCGGCCUUCUGGUGGUACUCUGAGUAUUGGAAACGGAUGUGGGACUUUGGGUAAACGGGGCACUAUUGCCAGAAAAUCAAUGCAUCCCCCACCGCCGCCAUUGCACGGGAAAUCUCCACCAAGACCUUCGCCAGCCUCCGUUGCUUAUCAUAGCGACGAGGAAAGUCUCAAAGGAUAUGAUGAAAAUCCAGAUGACAGCAGUGUCACGGAAAAACCAUCAGAAAUAAGUUCGACAGACUCUCAGGGUUCGGAGAGCGAAAAUGAAAGUGUUCAAUCAGAUCCGCAUUCAUUUGUAAAUCAUUAUGCAAACGUUAAUGAUUCAUUACGACAAUCGUGGAAGAGACAAAAACCAGUACGAAAUUAUUCGUCAUACACAGACUCGGAACCAGAAGGAAGUGCCGUUGUAAGUUUAAACGGCGGACAAAUAAUAAUGAAUAACAUGGCUAGAUCACGAGCUCCACUUCCUGGUUUCUCGUCAUUCGUUUAAUUAAAUAUCGGCUUUAAAUAAUUUAAUUAAAUGGAGAAAUAAAUAAAAUACUAAUUUUAAUUGCCGAUCGUUUUAUAUCGGCACUAUUGUGAUAUAUACCUUAUUAGAUUAUUAAAAUUUUUUAAUGAUAUUUAUACCUGCGAUUGUUAAACCGAUCUCGAUAACGAGGAUUCAGCAUUCAAUUGCUUUAGAUAGAAUUUUUUUUUUUUUUUACUAAUAACGAUUUUUAAAAAAUAUUAAUGAUAAUAUUUUUCAUUUAUUUAAUUAAAUAAUAAAGCUUUAUUGUAUGUAUGUAAACAUAAACAUUGGCAUAAAUAUAUGUCACCUUCAUAUCAGUUUAGAAUAAUUAGAUCACCGAUCUCUAAUCAUGAAACACAUACUCGUGCCACUUAAUCUAUCGUGAUUAUCAAAUAAUUAUUAGAGUAAUUAAAAGAAAAAAAUAUAAUAAUUAAAAAUGAAUUUUAAUUAACAUAAAAAUGUACUUUAUAAACAUAUAGUAAUUUGUAAAUGAGUGCUUUCUUUUUAUACUAAUGUACUUUUUAUAAUGUCGUCAUAUCAUUUUUAAAAAUGAAGUUAAUUAUAAUAAUUAGGGUAGUAAUUUAAGAAAAAUAAUAGAACUGAUUGAAAGAAUAGAUGCGAUUAAAUGUGUGCUUGGUCACGAGUUAAUUAAUUAUAAAAUUUAACUAUUUCUUUUAAUACAAAAAUGUAAAUAUGCAAUAUUUAUCGACUGAAUUUAAUACUUCUUUCUAUUUUUUGUUUUGUAUUACGAGUUUGAAAAAAAUUUGUUCCAAAAACUUUCGUGGCGGGAGCUGCCAAAAUUGAAAAAAUUCUGAACUUUAAAGUGAACAUUUUUGUAAGUUUGAAAAAUUUGGAAAUUGAAAAAUUUUUAACUGGUGGAGGUUUUUCCAGUGGGUUAUUUUUUGAGCGAAAUUAAUCUAAUUUGAUAAUUUUUUGGGUUUGAAAAAAAUUAAAAACAAAGGAUUAUAAAGAUUUUCGAUUUUUACCAAUGAUACUAAAGUUAGCCGACGUAAAAUAAUUUUAGGAUUUUUUU
Microplitis demolitor is the source of this 8832-nucleotide messenger RNA. It is a transcript of the gene sdk, whose product is annotated as protein sidekick. Bases 1158 to 7781 code for a protein of 2207 amino acids. Gene Ontology annotation, biological process: cell-cell adhesion. The transcript is spliced from 12 exons. Gene Ontology annotation, molecular function: protein binding. The record is from RefSeq and is a predicted model, not a curated record. Lineage: Eukaryota; Metazoa; Arthropoda; Insecta; Hymenoptera; Braconidae.